GAUAGAAAUGGACCUACAUUAUUAAAAGUUGUAGCAAGACAGAAAAAUGAGAGUCGCAUGUGAAGACUGAAGAGAGGGAAAAUCUAGAGAGAGUAAAAAUGGCGGACGCAGCAGUAGAGUUCCUACUGAACAACCUCAACGACCUGCUGGUCUACCACACCCACUUGAUUACCAACACCAAGAGCCAAGUCGAGGACCUCGAGAAGGAUCUCCGCGUCUUCCGAGCCUUCCUCAAGGACUCCGUGAAGAAGCGGAGGAAGAGCGAGGGCAUCCAGAUGCUCGUGCGCAACAUCCGCGACGUCGUUUAUGAGGUUGAGGAUCUCAUCGACGCCUUCGUCACCCAGGCCACCGAGAUCAAGACCCAGAAUUACAUCCUCAGAGCUUUCAAGUCGCCGGUCAGCCUCCACGACAUCGGCAGGCAGGUCGAGGCUGUGAGGAAGAAGGUCGAGCAGGGCAGGGUUGACUUCUCCCUCCUCAUCGUCGCCGAUCAAGAUAAAUAUGAAAAACCUGAGGUUCGGCCUCCAAGGCAGAAAGAUGUGGUUGGUUUCGAAGAUGUGAGCGCAGAGCUAAUACAGAGGCUGACUACAGAAACUGAGUAUUUGGAUGUGAUCUCUCUGAUUGGAAUGUUUGGGCUUGGCAAGACGACUCUGGCAUGGAAGAUUUUCAAUGAUACAGACAUCGUCUUCCAAUUCCCCAUCCGUAUUUGGCUCUCCAUUUCACAGCAGUUCUCAGACAAGGACAUCUUCCUCGCCAUCCUCGAAAAGUUCACCACUCUAAGCGAGGAGUUACGCAGCAAAGACGAGCAUCACUUAUCCCAAAUGGUUGCCGGCCAUCUCGACAACGGGAAGUUCCUCAUCGUCAUGGAUGAUGUCUGGUCUACUAAAGAUUGGGACAGGUUGAAAGUCGUUCUGCCUCUCAACAAUAAGUUGGGUAAAGUCUUGAUAACUAGCCGCGAAGAGGAUCUUGGUAAGUACGCUAGUCUCCCGAGGGAUCCCAAAACGCUGCGUUUCUUUACUCAGAAGGAGAGCUGGGAGCUCCUCCGGCUGGAGGCACUCGGCCAGCUCGACUGCCACCCUGAUCUGUAUAAGGUCGGCCAGUUGAUUGCAAAAGAUUGUAAAGGAUUGCCACUCGCCAUAGUAGUGAUCGGGGGCAUCCUCGCCACCAAGGCCCCAGCCUCGGAUUUGUGCGCCAUGAGAAGGGUGUGGGAGAAGGUGUCGAAGCGGGUGAGCACGCAUCUCAACGAGGACCCGAGAGAUCGCAUGAACCAGUUCAUAUCUUUGAGUUACGACAAACUGCCAUACCACUUGCAGGCAUGCUUUCUCUAUCUGGGGAUGUUUCCCGAAGAUUAUGAGAUUCCGGUCUCCAAGCUGAUCCGCAUGUGGAUCGGAGAGGGAUUCAUACAGCAUGUGAGGGAGUAUAGCUUGGAGGAAACUGCAGAGAAGUAUUUGGAGGAUCUUAUCAACAGAAACUUGGUCAGAAUUGAUAAGAUGAAACCUAAUGGUAAGAUCAAAACAUGCCGCAUUCAUGAUGCCCUGCGCGAUUUCUGCAGAACUAGAGCCGGAAGCGAGAGCGAGAAUUUCCUUGAGGAAAUCAAGUUUAGUGACGGAGUUUUUGAGCCUCAGAUCUCCGAAAUAAAAAACUACCGUCGCCUCGCCGUUCAUUCCAACUGCUUGAACUUUCUCUGUUCGAAGCCGUUUGGUCCUCGCGUCCGCUCAUUUGUUUGUAUCCCCAACGACGAAUUCAUCUUACCGCAGGCACAAAGUUCGGCCAUCCCCGCGGCUUUCAAAUUGCUCAGAGUUUUAGACGCCAAACCCAUCGUGUUCACUAGAAUCCCCAGUGACAUGUACCAACUGGUGCAUCUGAGGUUCAUUGUCUUGUCUUUCAACCUCGCAGCUCUUCCGGCAAAGUUCAGUAAGCUGUGGAACAUACAGACUCUUAUAGUCAACACGACAUCUCGCACGCUUGACGUCAAAGCGGAUAUAUGGAAGAUGAAACAGCUAAGGCAUUUCAAGACGAAUGCAUCCGCCACCCUGCUCAAGCCAGGCAGGGAUAGCGAACACGGGGCAGAGCUUCAAACACUAGGCACAAUCUCAGCAGAGAGCUGCACUGCUGAGCUCCUGCACCGUGCCUCUAGUCUGAUCAAAUUGGGCAUCCGUGGGCGACUGGCCGCACUCUUUGAAGGAAAGGUUGGAUCUUUUGAAAGUCUGGUGAAGAUGAGGAAGCUCGAGAAGCUGGAUCUGAUCAACGAUGUGUACCCUAAGCCAGCCUCAGAAGGGCAACUGGUCGUCCUUCCUCAACAUUACCAGUUCCCUUCCACUCUCAGGAGCCUCACGCUGUGUGCAACUUACCUCAGAUGGAGCUACAUGUCUACCCUUGGAUUGCUCGAGAAUCUCGAGGCGCUCAAGCUCAAAGAUAAGGCGUUUAUGGGGAGGACUUGGGAGGGAGUUGGGGAGCGGUUCUAUCGCCUCGAGUUCUUGCACAUUGAUCACACGGAUUUAGGUGUUUGGGAGGCUUCGUCGCACCAUUUCCCUAGGCUUAAAGGCCUCGUGCUGCGCAACUGUGAGGAGCUUCUUGAGAUUCCAAUUCAGCUGGCUGAGAUACCGAGCUUCCAAAAAUUGGAGUUGCAUAUCUGUAAAUCUGCAGCUCCCUCUGCAAGGGAGAUCAAGGAGCUAAAGAAAAAGAAACAGGCAGUAUUCAACCUCUCCAUUUUUCCAGCUAAUGAUGAAGUUUCUUGACAGUUUGCAGUCAAGUUAAAAAUCUGGCUUCCUUGAAGAAGUCUAUGUAGAUCCUGUGGAACAAGCGCUGCUUGCAUUUGACUCGAGAAGAAAAUGCCUUCGCCAUCUGUAUGUGUGUUUUUUGUGCUUGACGGCUACUAGUUUUCCAAUCACGGUUUUUUAAUGAGACCAACUCACUGAAUUCGCUAGGUAAUGUGGGACUUGGGGAUAUUGUUACUGUUGAUUUAUGAUUAGCGUCUUUCCCUAAAAAAAGAAAAAAGGGGUCUGACUCACUCAGUCUUUGAGCCUUCGUUUGUGACAUCUUGUUGUAUUAUGUUUUUCGCACUUAGUUUGAAGAAGGCUAUUUCAAUGUAUAUGAACGCUCCCGUAAUGGAUUUGGUGGCAACAUACCUUCCAAGAA
Messenger RNA from Salvia miltiorrhiza (redroot sage), 3135 nucleotides. Its product is annotated as putative late blight resistance protein homolog R1A-10. Bases 99 to 2735 code for a protein of 878 amino acids. The transcript is spliced from 3 exons. Gene Ontology annotation, biological process: defense response to other organism. Gene Ontology annotation, molecular function: ADP binding. Lineage: Eukaryota; Viridiplantae; Streptophyta; Magnoliopsida; Lamiales; Lamiaceae. The record is from RefSeq and is a predicted model, not a curated record.